GCUGUCGUAGCGGUGGAGGCUGCGUGUUGUUUCUCUGCGGACUCGAAGGAUGUUUGGGCACCCCGGUGCUCCCCCCGCUGGCAGACGGGCGUCAUGACGCACUGAAGGCGAGCUUGCCCGUCAGAGCCGGGUCAUGGCUGACCCCGCCUACUCCGACCUGAUCGCCAGGCAUUACAAUUACACAGGCAAAUUCCGCAAGUUGGAUGGAGGCUCGGGCCUGAAGGCUGAUUCAGUGAUCUUCAUCGUGGUGUGCUGUUUAAUCGUGCUGGAGAACCUGCUGGUCCUGGCCACCAUUUGGAGGACCAAGAAGUUCCACAAGCCCAUGUACUACUUCAUCGGGAAUCUGGCGCUGUCCGACCUGCUGGCUGGCAUGGUCUACACAGCCAACAUCCUGCUGUCAGGCGCCAACACCUACAAGCUGACGCCCACCCAGUGGUUCCUGCGUGAGGGUUCUAUGUUCGUAGCACUGGCGGCGUCCGUGUUCAGCCUGCUGGCCAUUGCUGUGGAGCGUCACCUGACCAUGCUGAAGAUGAAGUUACACAACAGUGGCAGUGCCAGCCGCGUAUUCCCGCUCAUCAGCGCCGUGUGGAUGGUGGCGGCACUGCUGGGCGGCCUGCCGCUGAUGGGCUGGAACUGCAUCGGCCAGCUGAGCCGCUGCUCUACCGUGCUGCCGCUCUACCACAAGACCUACAUCCUGUUCUGCACCACUGUCUUCAGCGUCAUCCUCAUGGCCAUCGUGGCGCUCUAUGCCCGCAUCUACGCACUGGUGCGCGCCCGCAGUCGUCAGCUGGUCUUUCGCAAGGCGCCCAACGGCGGCAAGAGCUCCGAGAAAUCCAUGGCACUGCUCCGGACCGUCAUGGUGGUGCUGAGCUGCUUCAUAGCUUGCUGGGCACCGCUUUUUGUCCUCUUGCUGCUGGACGCCGCCUGCCACACACUCCAUUGCUCCAUCCUCUACAAGGCCGAGUGGUUCCUGGCGCUCGCCGUCCUUAACUCAGCCACCAACCCGCUCAUCUACACGCUGACCAGCAAUGAGAUGCGCCGUGCCUUUCUCAAGACGCUGCUCUGCGGCGCCACCAGCCUGCGCUCCGCCGCCGCCAGCCUUGGCCGGCCCGGCGUGGGUGCAGAGUUUAGCCGCAGCAAGUCAGAUAACUCCUCCCACCCCAACAAAGAGGAGGUGGAGUAUACCCCAAGUGGGGCGAGGGGGGCCGAGGUCACCUCUUCUUCAUCCUAAAAGUCGCACCCCCCAUGAACCUUGAAGUGCAGCAUCCUCAGACUGGCAUCAGCAUAGUUUAUAUAAACACCUCACCUGCAGCAGACAACACCCCCUCGCCGCUGGUUUGACCAGGUGACCUGAAAACUGCGACUUGGUGUAGACGUUUAACUAGGAAAAACCUUGGGCCGUCCUGCUGCAGAUGAUUUGGUCACGUGACUCUGGCAGGUGAGUUCACAGCUCAGCUGUGUCACGCCAUGCCUCACUUCCUUCUACUGCCUUUUUGACGUACCGUUCCAUGUUAUGUGUAGCGUGGUGCUGAAAUUCGCGUCGUUCCCAUCCUUCCACGACCAUUUUGUUUUUCAUGUUGACGUUUUUGGAGCGGUGUGAUGUCUCUUGCGCGUUUUGCUUUUCACAUUUCAUCGGUUCCCCCGUCGUCUCGUCGUGUUUCAACGUAGUUUUGAAAGUCACUUAAGAUUUGUACCAUGUCCAACUGUCCAACUUCCUGUGUGCUUGUGUGUAGUCAUGUCGCCACAGUAACUUGCUGUGAUGAUUUUAUUGAUUAAUUGUCUCUGUUUAAUUUUCAUAGUGUUUAAUAAAGACACAAUAAUUAGAAGUCAGUCUGAGAAGUUUUUCUUCCAAAAUCCCAAACCCCUUCACAUUUGACCCCACCGACGUCCGUGCACCUUUG
Molecule: messenger RNA, 1901 nt
Organism: Doryrhamphus excisus (bluestripe pipefish)
Lineage: Eukaryota; Metazoa; Chordata; Actinopteri; Syngnathiformes; Syngnathidae
Gene: s1pr1
Product: sphingosine-1-phosphate receptor 1
Biological process (GO): G protein-coupled receptor signaling pathway
Cellular component (GO): membrane
Molecular function (GO): sphingosine-1-phosphate receptor activity
Source: RefSeq, a predicted model, not a curated record